Gorilla gorilla gorilla (western lowland gorilla) is the source of this 2289-nucleotide messenger RNA. It is a transcript of the gene RMC1, whose product is annotated as regulator of MON1-CCZ1. Gene Ontology annotation, biological process: regulation of autophagy. Gene Ontology annotation, cellular component: Mon1-Ccz1 complex; late endosome membrane; lysosomal membrane. Lineage: Eukaryota; Metazoa; Chordata; Mammalia; Primates; Hominidae. Gene Ontology annotation, molecular function: protein binding. The record is from RefSeq and is a predicted model, not a curated record. Bases 128 to 2068 code for a protein of 646 amino acids. The transcript has 20 exons.
CGGCGUCCGCGCCGGGCCCAGAGCCGCAGCCGCAGCCGCCGCCACAGUCCGGGCCGGGCUCCACCGCGCAUCCCGCUCCACUCUGGCGACCGCCCCCGGGGUCCCCGCCGCGGGCGCGGCGCCCGCCAUGGGCGAGGAGGACUACUAUCUGGAGCUGUGCGAGCGGCCGGUGCAGUUCGAGAAGGCGAACCCUGUCAACUGCGUCUUCUUCGAUGAGGCCAACAAGCAGGUUUUUGCUGUUCGAUCUGGUGGAGCUACUGGUGUGGUAGUUAAAGGCCCAGAUGAUAGGAAUCCCAUCUCAUUUAGAAUGGAUGACAAAGGAGAAGUGAAGUGCAUUAAGUUUUCCUUAGAAAAUAAGAUAUUGGCUGUUCAGAGGACCUCAAAGACUGUGGAUUUUUGUAAUUUUAUCCCUGAUAAUUCCCAGCUGGAAUACACACAGGAGUGCAAGACUAAGAAUGCCAACAUUCUAGGAUUCUGCUGGACUAGUUCUACUGAAAUUGUCUUCAUAACAGAUCAAGGAAUCGAAUUUUACCAGGUAUUACCAGAGAAACGGAGUCUGAAACUCUUGAAGAGCCACAAUCUCAAUGUGAAUUGGUACAUGUACUGCCCCGAGAGCGCCGUGAUCUUGCUGUCUACCACGGUCCUGGAGAAUGUCCUGCAGCCUUUUCACUUUAGGGCUGGCACUAUGUCGAAGCUGCCCAAAUUUGAGAUUGAAUUACCAGCUGCGCCUAAGUCAACUAAACCCAGCCUUUCCGAAAGAGACAUCGCAAUGGCUACCAUAUACGGGCAGCUGUAUGUUCUCUUCUUGAGGCAUCAUUCUCGGACCUCCAACAGCACAGGAGCGGAGGUGGUCCUCUAUCAUCUACCACGAGAAGGUGCCUGUAAAAAGAUGCACAUAUUGAAGUUAAAUAGGACGGGAAAGUUUGCCCUGAACGUGGUGGACAACCUGGUAGUCGUGCAUCAUCAGGAUACAGAGACAUCAGUAAUAUUCGAUAUCAAGUUACGGGGAGAGUUUGACGGCUCCGUUACCUUCCACCACCCGGUGCUUCCUGCUCGAUCGAUCCAGCCCUAUCAGAUCCCCGUCGCAGGUCCUGCUGCCGUGACCAGCCAGUCUCCUGUUCCAUGUAAACUCUAUUCUUCAUCUUGGAUUGUCUUUCAACCUGACAUCAUUAUCAGUGCAAGCCAAGGUUACCUCUGGAACCUCCAAGUAAAACUUGAGCCCAUAGUAAAUCUCUUACCAGACAAAGGAAGACUCAUGGACUUUCUCCUCCAGAGAAAGGAAUGCAAGAUGGUCAUCCUGUCUGUCUGUUCACAGAUGUUAAGUGAGUCAGACAGAGCAUCGCUGCCCAUGAUAGCCACUGUUUUUGACAAACUCAACCAUGAGUAUAAAAAGUACCUGGAUGCCGAGCAGAGUUAUGCGAUGGCGGUGGAAGCAGGGCAGAGCCGAAGCAGCCCGCUCCUCAAGAGGCCGGUGCGGACCCAGGCGGUGCUGGACCAGUCAGAUGUGUACACCCAUGUCCUCUCAGCCUUCGUGGAAAAGAAGGAGAUGCCUCAUAAAUUUGUGAUAGCCGUGCUGAUGGAAUACAUUCGUUCUCUUAACCAGUUUCAGAUUGCAGUACAGCAUUACCUACAUGAACUUGUUAUCAAAACACUUGUCCAGCACAACCUCUUUUAUAUGCUGCAUCAGUUCCUGCAGUACCACGUCCUCAGCGACUCCAAACCUUUGGCUUGUCUGCUGUUAUCCCUAGAGAGUUUCUAUCCUCCUGCUCAUCAGCUAUCUCUGGACAUGCUGAAGCGACUUUCAACAGCAAAUGAUGAAAUAGUAGAAGUUCUCCUUUCCAAACACCAAGUGUUAGCUGCCUUAAGGUUUAUCCGGGGCAUUGGUGGCCAUGACAACAUUUCUGCACGAAAAUUUUUAGAUGCUGCAAAGCAGACUGAAGACAACAUGCUUUUCUAUACAAUAUUCCGGUUUUUUGAACAGCGAAACCAGCGUUUGCGAGGGAGCCCCAAUUUCACACCAGGUGAAGUGGCCAUAGAAGUAAAAGGAUCAAGGACAGUCUCGAGAUGAAGAGAGGCAGCAAGCACUUUGCUAAGAAACGGGAAAUCCAUAAGGGACAUAAAAAGCUGUUCUGCAGCACUGCUGGUGUGAGAGCUGGCUGCCAGAUGACGGACUCCUUCAUCUCAGUGGCAGGGAGGAGCUGCCCUGCCCGCUGACACUCAGAUCCAUUCAAGGACUGGCUCCAGGCCUUUGCGAAGCAGACAGAUCAGGCCUCCAGAAAAAACAUCAAC